This is a messenger RNA of Bactrocera tryoni, 6783 nucleotides long. It is a transcript of the gene fwd, whose product is annotated as phosphatidylinositol 4-kinase beta. Gene Ontology annotation, biological process: phosphatidylinositol-mediated signaling; phosphatidylinositol phosphate biosynthetic process. Gene Ontology annotation, cellular component: membrane; cytoplasm. Gene Ontology annotation, molecular function: 1-phosphatidylinositol 4-kinase activity. The coding region runs from base 1150 to 6783 and encodes 1877 amino acids. The record is from RefSeq and is a predicted model, not a curated record. NCBI's taxonomy places the organism in Eukaryota, Metazoa, Arthropoda, Insecta, Diptera, Tephritidae. The transcript has 13 exons.
AAUUUCGAGCGGAGUAUUGUCGAAAAUUUAUAACAAAAUAUAAUUCUUUAUGAAUAUCGGGCUGUAAAGAUACGAAUAAAACUAUUUGCCUACGAAAAUUAGCGUUACUUUUGUGUAAUUUAUCAGGUAGUGCGAUGAGCAAAAGCGACUUCGAUUGAAAUCCGUCUGCGUUGAGAAACGAAUCGCAAGUUUGCAGUAGUAUGUUGCUAAAUAUUUAUUCUUCUCUAAGAAUUAAUAUCUAACUACAAGCUCAGCAGCAGCUGGUAGUGCACAAACCUUAACUGUAAUUAAGGUAAAGAAUAAUAUAGUGAAUUCAACAGUGUAGUGUUUUUGUGAAUCAAGUGGAAAACAAUACAAAGCUUACAGCUAAACGUAGAUAAUUUCAAAGAUGCAAACAAAUGGAAGUGAAUCGUAUAUAAUAAUGUUUCAAAUGCAAAAUUAAUGUAAUGUGCAAUCUGAUAAAUUUAACAAAGUGUACGACAAAGAACGAAUGAAGUAAAGUGAAAGUGGAGAAUUGUGAUUUUGCAUUGUGGCAAGUAGUAGUGAAGUUGAAUGGAAGCAACAAUUGAAAAGGCAAAACUAAAAGAUUUGUAACCCAGAAAAUACAACCUUGUAAAAUUGCGGAAACAUUUUCGUUCGUCGUCAAAUUGUUAAAGUGAUACAGUUUGUAUAAACAUAAAAAUUGAGAUUUUGGCGCAAAAAGUGGACGUUCAAGGUUUUUCAUAGUAGCAGCAGCAAACAAGAUUGUUAUCCGUAACGCCUUCAAGAUGCCAAACGAAGUAGCAGUCGUAUUGUCCUUCAACAGGCCGAUGCCAUUCAGAAACGCGUCCCAAUAGUUUGCAAUUAUAUAAAAAUGACUUAGAACUACGCCAAAUCGUUUUGGGACGUCUGGAACUGAUUGAUAUUUAUUGCACGUACAGUGCAGUUGUGAUUGAAAGCGAAGAAGCACUGCGCAGCUAAUGGAAAAUGGUUUAGUGGACUCUACAAAAAUCUACGCAUAAAGUAUCACAUAUCCCACUUUAUUAGAUUUCCAACAACAAAUAUCUUCUGAUACUGCACACUUAUGUAUACUUAAUAGAUACAGUCUCCUUUAGAAAUCAAAAAAUACUCAUUUCUCGUGAACACAUACUCUAAGCACAAAUCGCCAAUAUGAAUUCCGUAAUCUCCGCGUUUAAAACGAAAAAGAAUUCCAGCAAUUCUGCCGCAGCCAAUGACAAGUCCACUAAUAACCUCGGCACUCUGAACACCACCAGCUCCGUCAGUGCGAAGAAGAAGGCAAUUAAUGCACAGGAUAACGGUUAUCAGUAUCUGCGACACAUACGCGAAAUCGAAUCCGCCACCAAGAUGUUGUCGCCCGUCGUGGUGGUCGAUGACUUUCGACCGCCCUGUGUCGAUGUGGUCGAUCACGCGCCCGCCACCGUACGUUUGGCAGCAGCUUUGGAUUCAACAUUACCAGCCGACUACAAUAUGAACGGUGCGAAGUGUGCGUUGUUGAAUGGUGGCCCUGUUGCUAGUGGUGGCGAAAUAAUUGUGCGAGUGGGAAAUAUGAACGCAACUAAUUUUGUAGCAAAUGUGGAGAAUGGCAAUUGCAGUGAAACACCCGCCAGCAAGACGAUGACAAACGGGCAGACGACUCAAAGUCCACCAACGCCCAGCAGUCCGGUGGCGCAGCUGCUCGACGCUGACGAUGAUGAGUCAGAGCACUCGACAGCAGCAUGCACGAGUAGCUCCAGUGAGCAAAGCAACAGCACGGUGGUGCAUAGUCCAACGGGCUUACGUGUGGCGGGGACAACGGGUGCCAAAGUCGCGUCUACCGCACAAGCCAGUCCAGCAAAAAGUCUGCGCAGCAAUUCCUCAACAUCGUCCUCAUCCUCCACAUCCACCUGCACCUCUACCAACUCUGCCGCCAGCACAUCAGCAUCUUCAUCUAUUGCCGCCAUAUGCAAUUCCGGACCGAGUUCGUGCAGUUCGACUACCAGCUGUGAUGCGACUACGCUAGCCAACUCUUCGCCACACAAUUCCACAUUAACGUUGUCGUCGUCGACGGGCAGCGGCGCUAGUGUCGCAUCGACUUCAUCUUCGCCCACAGAGCAGCUGAUCAGCGCCAAUGCAGCAGAUGCCGAUUAUGUGCCUGCGUUUCUGAAGUCUGCGCCCGUCACAUUGCCCAUCAUCAUGCCGAAUGGCAACAGCAGCUUGGCGUCGAUGCCACCACACUACCACGGAUACGGCUUGAAUGGUGGUGGCGGUGCGGGUAUCGGUGUGUGCGGUGGCACACCCGUUAACUCGGCUUCCACGACGCCGAAGCACGUGCGUUAUCCAAAACCGCGUUUGAGUUUGAGUCGCUUCAUCAAUCAUUCGAUGCCGUCGGUGCAUGGACGACCGAAUCUGAGUGUGGCAGGCGGCGCAGCAACAGGCGGUGCCGGCGCGGGCGGGGCGGCGGGUACAAAUCCGCCAAAGCGCAUUUCGACGCAUCAGCGGAAUUUGAGUUUGGACUUUAGGUCGAUGGGCAUUUUACUGCCACCCGUCUCACAAGUGACCAACACACGCAUCAAUUUAACGCAACAUCAUCGCAAUCGCAGCCUGGACAGCGCCUUGCAGCGCAUACCGGAGGUUGAAGUCUCAUCGCCCAAUUCGGAGAGCGAGAAUACAUUCUGCACACCAUCCAUUCUGGGCACUACUAUGUGCUCGAAAAUCGUCACGACUGCAGCCAAUGUAACAGCCGCCCUCACAACCACCACAACACCAGCGCUGACGUCAUCAUUAACACCUUCGCCGCCAUCCUCGUUAUCGGCUACGCCAGCUAGAGUGUCGACCAUAACAGGUGGUUUAAUGGACUCAGUGUCUGCUGCCCCAAUUGCAGCUAUGACCACAGAGCCCACAGCCAACAACAGCAUAAGCAUUAACAACAUCGGCAGCGGCGUGAGCAACAGUACUAUUGGUAUUGGUGGUGGUGGGGCCGUUGCGAUUGUCGAGUCCUGCCCAACGUUACGCAUUCGUCCUAAAUCGAGUGAGGCCACGACACGUUGUGGAGUGGUGCCGCUUGCCGGUGCGGCAUCGUGCAGUAAUCACAGCAACAACACCAGCAGCAACAAUAGUAACGGCAGCAGUAGUAGCAGUAAAAAGCGUGAAGACCUCACCAGUCUCGGAUCCGAUGAUUCAGGCAUAAUUUGUGGUUCCGAUUCGGAUCAAAUUUCUCUCAAUCGCAUACGUCACUCACACGAAUCGCUAGACUCGGGUGAAAUGGACGCCGAGGAGGAAUGCAUUGACAUGCUCGAAACAACUUCUAUGGAUGAGGAAUAUGGUAUGCUACAAUCGGACUUGAUAUUUUACCCAUCCGGUGAAACAGACUGUCGAACGCUACGUCCAUCACGCAAGCAGAAACAACUUCAACAACAACAAAAUCAUGGCAAACACCUGCGCAGCGCCACUACCGAUGCGGAUGUUAUGGGCGCCACUGAAGAUGAUAGUGACGCAGACAUUGACGUCAAAGCAGCAGCACAGCUGUCGGAACGUAUGCGCUAUCGCGAAUUGAACAUGUCACAGGCAGCGUUGAAUUUGGAACGUGCGAACAAUGAUACACCUACCACUCUUAAUGUCGAUGUGGACACACCCACGGCUGAUACAGUGGAUGCGGCCACACCAGUAACGAUACAGCCGAACCCACUAUUAACUUCGACGAGCUCUACGAGUGGCGCUUUAACAACACAACCCACACAGUCAGCGAAGACACAGAAAAUCGCAGAUGCGGCAGGGGCUGGCGCUGCUGCUGAACCACAGAAAAAGAGCUUCUUUGGUGCAACUAAGAAUGCUUUCUUCCGAACCGCACAAAGCAUCAGAGAUAAUCACGACAAAAAGAAUGCAGCAAAGAAUAAGAGCGAUGAAAACACUGGCAACGCGGGUGCCAGCACAGCUCCGGACCAAGUGAAAUCUCCCACAGAUAUAUCGAAGAAGAAAGAGUUCUUUAGCCUGAUCACAUCGAAUUCGAUAAAGAAAGCUGCCGCCGCGGCAGCUGCAGCUGCGGCUGCUGCUACUUCUGCGCAACCAUCUGCUUCCAAUACGCCAGCCGCCACUCCAUCAGCCGAUUCAACGCCAGUUGAGCCGAAAUAUCCAAAGUUUCCAUCUUUAGUGUCUUCCGCGAUAGAAAGUGUGGAGAAGAAAGCUUGUGCUGCUACAGAAGGUACGGAGAGAACACUUAAUCUCCCCCUGCCGGGUCUCGGUGCUUCCUCUUUGUCAACCUCUAUUGCCAAAUCGGCUUCCAUCUCUUCGUUAAACAAAUUAAAAGUUCCAGGUGUGGUAAAAUGCUUCAUCAAGGAGCGUCCGACCAACAACGAGCAAUUGCAAAAGACUGAAAAAGGCCCCAGUGGACUGCUAAGAUUCUUCGAAUCUCCCGUCUUCAACAUACACUUUGCUAUACACUAUCUAUUCUAUUCGAAAGAACCCGGUGUGCUCAGCUUUAUUGGUAAUAAGAUAUUCAGUUUCCCGGACCAAGAGGUAGACCUCUAUAUGCCACAGCUAAUUGUCAUGUACAUACAAAUGGAUGAAUUGGCCGAAGUGCUCGAUCCUUAUUUGACAAUACGUUGUCGCAAGUCGGUGGACUUCUCAUUGAAAUGCCUCUGGCUACUUGAAUCCUACAAUUAUCAAUUCGACUCACUAGGCAAUGGAUCACGAAAAUCGCAACUAGCCCUCAUGAAGGAAAUCUAUUCGAAGAAAGAACGUAAAGUAUUGAGUAAAUCGGACGCUAAGGAGCUGCCGCCAGCAGCAGGCGGUGCUGUGGCUGCCGCUGCCGUUUCACCGUUGACAAAAAAGACACACCAUCGUUCGCAAUCUGACGCCACACUACUGUUGAGUGAUUCACGACGCCACCCCUCAUCCAUCGCACUAAGCAUAUCAAAUCGCCACUACCAACAGCCGCCAUACACAACGCAAACUCUGCCGCUGAUAUCGCCCAAGUUGUGUUUAGGUGACUUGACUUCUGGGCGAGCCUUCGACAAUGGUUGCACCUGCUUCGAUAGCGUACGCGGCCAGGUUAAUGGCCUGCUUGGCCAAAAAACCGUGUGUUCAUGCAACGCGCCUAAAACUGCCCCGGAGAAAGAGUUCAUGAAAGCUCUGAUAAAUGUUGGGAAAAAUAUCACAUCGCUGCCGUCCAAGGCGGAGAAAACCUCAGCGCUACGCAUGUUUUUGAACCUGAUUAAUAAGAAUCUGCCGGCUCGCGUUUGGCUUCCGGUAUUUUCCGACAUUCCACAUCAUGUGGUGCGCAUAACAGAGGAAAAGACUGCGGUGCUCAACUCCAAAGAUAAGACGCCGUACAUAAUUUACGUCGAGGUGGUCGAGGUGCCCGAUAUUUAUUCAUCCCCUCUCAUACCGAAGAUGAUGCCAUCACUGCGACAUACGAAAAGCGAGGAGCACUUAGAAGGCGCCUGCAGCCAUCACCAUCAAAUUCAUCAGCACAAUCACGGCCACAACCAUGUGAGUUGUAGUCGCACAUCGAGUUGUAGCUCACAUGGUGGCGCUGCCAUUAGCGGUUCAAACUCCGGCUCCAGUUGUCGUCGUAAAAAGGAGAAACUGCUCUCCGAGUCAUCAUCCGUGGCUUCGGAUGCCCAGACUUCAACAGCUGCUAACGGCGAUGGUGCACAUGUAUGCAACGCCCAGGCAAUAGGUCUCUCUCUCGGUGGCCUGCAUUUAACCGAAGACGAUGUGUGGUCGCAGGAGGACGACGAGAUAACGGCACAAUAUAUGCAUAUGCGAAAAUUAAGCGAACGAGAUGCGGUCUCUCAAAUGUCACUAGACUCCUGUGACUCAAGGGAUCAAGGCAUUCCUGUUCUUUUCAAUAUCGGCGAUGUGCGCACCCGCCACUGCAAUAACUUAACCUGCGAAAACACAAAAUCAUUCAACAAUGAUCCAGAAGAUCCCUCAGCGGCAGCUUUGAAGGAGCCCUGGCAUGAAAAGGAGCAACAGAUACGCGAAUCAUCGCCCUACGGCCAUUUGUCCAAUUGGCGCCUGCUCUCGGUAAUUGUUAAAUGUGGCGACGAUUUGCGGCAGGAGCUCAUGGCUACGCAACUUUUACAGAUGUUCAAAAUCAUUUGGCAAGAGGAAAAUGUCGAUCUCUGGGUGCGACCGUACAAAAUUGUUUGCUUAUCCAGCGACAGCGGUCUGAUUGAGCCAAUCCUGAACACGGUGUCACUGCAUCAAAUCAAAAAGAAUUCUAAUAAAUCGUUACGCGAUUAUUUCAUCGACGAGUAUGGCUCAGCAGAUGGCGAACUGUUCCGUGCGGCACAAAAGAAUUUCGUGCAAAGUUGUGCUGCUUACUGUUUGAUAUCGUAUUUGCUGCAAGUGAAGGAUCGGCACAAUGGUAACAUUUUACUACAUUCAGACGGUCACAUCAUACAUAUAGACUUUGGAUUCAUACUGAGCAUAUCGCCGAAAAAUUUGGGUUUUGAGCAAUCUCCAUUUAAACUGACACCCGAAUUCGUUGACGUCAUGGGCGGUACGAAUUCAGACCUGUGGAAGGAGUUCAAUCACUUAUUGCUUGUUGGCAUGAUGACUGCGCGCAAGCACAUGGAUCGAAUCAUAAAUUUUGUGGAAAUAAUGCGUAGCAAUGCACAAUUGCCGUGCUUCAAAAACGGUUGCUCCGGCACCGUACAGAAUCUCCGAAAGCGUUUCCACAUGAAUUUGACCGAACAGGAAAUGGAGCGCAAAGUAGAGCAACUCGUACAGGACUCACUCAAGAGCCUCUCCACAAAGUUAUACGAUGGCUAUCAAUACUAUACGAAUGGCAUAUUGUGA